Panonychus citri (citrus red mite) is the source of this 1226-nucleotide messenger RNA. RefSeq names its product dolichyl-diphosphooligosaccharide--protein glycosyltransferase 48 kDa subunit-like. Lineage: Eukaryota; Metazoa; Arthropoda; Arachnida; Trombidiformes; Tetranychidae. Bases 395 to 1165 code for a protein of 256 amino acids. Gene Ontology annotation, cellular component: endoplasmic reticulum membrane; oligosaccharyltransferase complex. The record is from RefSeq and is a predicted model, not a curated record. The transcript is spliced from 3 exons.
UUUUUUUUGUCUUGAUGAAUUAAAGCUUUUUUUUAAUUCUCUCAAUUGUUAGUUAUAUUUUUUAAAAUGAAAAUUAAAACCAAGGAAUCUUCAGCUAGUCUAAAGGAGAAAAGGGAAGAUAUUCCUCAAUGGAAACCUGAACAAGAGGUUCAACUUUUUUAUGCUUUAAAUGGACGGCGACCUGUGGGCAUUAAUAGACAUUUCCAAAUGAUCUUUAUCCUUGAAGAGUAUAAUCGAUGACGAGGGUACAAGUGUAAUUGACCAUCUAAAUUAUGAUGUUAAAGAUGAAGGUUUACACACCCUUAUUGUCACCGAUUCUGACAAUCUUUUAGAUGCUCCUUUAAUUGUUGGAGAUAAAAAGAAGCUUAAUCCUAUUCUAUUCCGUGGUACUGGAAUGAUCUCUGAUCAGAAUAAUCCUCUUGUUCUCGAUGUUCUCAAAGCUUCUCCUACCGCUUACUCUUACAAUCCAAGUAAAAAAAUUACUGAGUAUCCACACGCCAUUGGAAGUAAUACUUUGCUCAUUUCCGCUUUACAAGCUCGUAAUAAUGCUCGAGUACUUUUUACCGGAUCUCUUGACCUGUUUUCCGAUAAACUUUUCCGAAGUUCAGUUCAAAAGUCCGGAUCUAAACAGGUACACGAGAAAUCGGGUAAUGAGGCUCUUUGUAUCGCUCUUUCCCGUUGGGUAUUCAAAGAGGAAGGUGUUCUACGAGUUGGUAAAGUGGAACAUCAUAAACUUGGUGAAUCAAGUCCACCAGAAUCAUAUACCAUCAUGGAAGAUGUUGUCUAUUCAAUUGUUGUCGAAAAAUUAGAAAAUGGUAAAUGGAUUCCCUAUAAUGCUGAUGAUAUACAAUUAGAAUUUGUUAGAAUUGAUCCAUUUGUCCGAACUGCACUAAAGAAACAAGGAGAUAAAUACGUUGCCCAAUUUCGUAUUCCUGAUGUUUAUGGUGUUUACAAAUUUGUCGUUGAUUACCAAAGAAUUGGUUUAACUCAUCUAGAUUCUAGUACUCAAGUUUCCGUUCGACCCCUCGAACACACCCAAUAUGAGAGAUUCAUCCGUUCAGCUUAUCCCUAUUAUUUUAGUGCUUUUUCAAUGAUGUUUGGCUCAUACAUAUUCAGUUUUGUUUUCCUUUACCACCGAGACUCAACAAAACAAAAAGACGAUUAAUGAACCAAAAAAACACCUUAAAUCAUGAUAAUAAUUUUUCAGCACAAAGAAAACCUUACAA